Ectocarpus siliculosus is the source of this 2524-nucleotide messenger RNA. The record is from the annotation of a GenBank genome assembly. Lineage: Eukaryota; Phaeophyceae; Ectocarpales; Ectocarpaceae.
AACACUUCUUCCUACCUCGUCACUCGAUACUCUCCACCAUCACAACUAUGACGAUGUCUGGGCGAACGAGGAGCUGCCUGUCGGCGGUGAUCAUGCUGCUCGCGGCGGCAAUGCAGACGGAAGCGUUCGUGGCGGGCCCAGUGAUGGCAGGGAGGAGGACCGCGGUAUCCAUGUCGAGCUUGAAUGAGGAGGCGUCUUCCGCCCAGCCGGCACGGUCUUCUCGGUGGGGAGCCUCCUCCUCUCGCCCAGUCGGCGACGGUUUCGAGCUCAGCGUCGCGGAGAAGUCGUUCACGGAAAUGCUUAGGGAGAAGAAAGCGAAGGGGUCUUUCUUCGCCCCUUCCUCAGAGGCAGCCGCCAACGCCGACGAGGUCGCCGCCUCCGCCGCCGCCGAAGCCGUAGAAGCGGCCGCCGCUGCCGCCGCCGCAGCCGAAGCCACCCACCAAGCCAACCUGGAGAGGCAGAAGCUGGCGUUCGACGACGAGGCCAAGCCCUUCGUGGCGCCAGGGAGCGCAUCCACCCCCAGCGUUUCCACCCCGGGAAGCGUUACCCCUCCCGGAGGCGUCUCUAACCCGGCCGCCGUGUCUACCCCCAGGGUGACCGACCCCGCCAGCGUUGGCCGCCCCAGCGCCCCCGCGGCGCCACCCGCCGCCCCCGUCAGCAGCCCGGCUGCCCCUAGGGUAACCGACCCGGCCAGCAUUGGCCGCCCGGCCGCCCCGGCUCCCCCCGCUGCUGCUGCUGCCCCCGUCAGCACCCCGGCCGCUCCCAGGGUGACCGACCCCGCCACUCUCGCCGCCAAGGCAGCAGCCCCCGUGGCUCCCCCCGCCGCCCCCGUCAGCAGCCCGGCUGCUGCUGCCCCCGCAGCCGGCGCCGGAAAGAAGUGGGAGCCCAGGCCCGACUGGAAGUCUUCCGCUGGUUCCGCCGCCCCAUCGAGACCGGCUGUUUCGAGGCCCGCCGCCGCGGCGGCUGUUUCGAGGCCCGCGUCUGGCGGCCCGGCUAAGGCUACCUUCAACCCCAAGGCGGACGCUCCCUGGAAGGCCUCGGGGGGCGGGGCUCCGGCCGCCCCCGCCUACGCGCCGCCCGCCGCGGCUGCCCCGGCGUACGCACCCCCGGCAGCAGCUGCCCCGGCCUACAGCCCCCCAGCGGCGGCGCCUAAGGCGGCGGACGAGAAGCACAUCGGCACCGGCGGCAUGGCAGACACCCGCGACCCCGACGCCUUGGACCACGAGGACCCCCGCAAGUCCAUCUCCGCCGCGCCUUCGUUCGCGGAAUACCUCAAGUCCAAGCAGAACUAGAGGAAGUAGGUUAUCCGCGCGAGACGUGCGCUCGCUUUCGAGCGUGCGGAGCUUGACCUGGGUCCGUCAGCAGACGGGUGAUGGCGAUCUGGGCUUGGCUUUGAAGCGGGUUGCUGUCUUCUGUUCGGUUUCGUGUUCGUUGGGUGGCGGCAUGGGAGGCGGUGCGAAGUUUCUAGAGAGACGGGCACGCAGGCACUACAACGCCACGCGCGCUGCUGCAGAAAGACGAGCCUCAAGGCAGCGUGUGAGGCGACGGGGGUUGGUUGUACAUUUUUUGCGGUUCGCGGGGAGCGCUGGGCUCGGUCGAUAGCGUGGUUGACCUGGUCCGGGCACAUUUGCGGGACGAAUGGAUGUGUCGUGAGUCGUUGAAUCCCACGAACAAGUGUCGAAGAAGCCGGUGACAGCGUCGCGUGCCGCUGGGCGAAAUUAGGAUGUGUUUUUGAUAGAUUUGAGACAUCUAUCGAAAUUUAGAUAGAGGUGGUACAACUUCUUUUGUGUUUUCAUGCAACGCUGUGUUCGUUUUUUAUAUCCCCUUUUCUGCCGCUCCUCAACUGCUGCUGCUGUGCGACAACGUGAGGGAAAAACCUUGGUACAAUGGAGUCCUUCCUUGUCUCUUGUUCUUUGCUCCGAGUUGGGGUGCGGCGACACCCGUCGUGGUGUUUGAUAUCGCCAGUCAUCAAGUCGGAAAAACAAUGACUGGAUGUCGGCCGGAUGAUGUGGCAGAAGGGUCGUUACGGCUUACCAAUUUUGUAAAGGGCUGGGAGUGUUGGGAUAAGAUUCAUCCUGUUUGGGCUGGUACCAGGUGUUUGAUUGAGGGGGGUAACGAGGUACCUGCCCUUCCCUUGUGGUCGAAUUACGCCGAGGAGCAGCCAGAUAAGCAAAAGCAUGUUUUGUUUCGGUAACGAAAGGCGGCAUUCAGUCGCGGGGGAUGACAUUGGGUGGGAAAUUCUGAUGGCCCCUCUCGGAGGUUGUACAGCAGUAGAAUACGUAAUGGAAACAUCUAUCUAUGCAUACCACUGGAGCCUGAUGCUAUCGGAGGAACGCUAGCCUAACCGGAACGGAAGAAAGGACGUCGUCACAAAAUGUUUGGCGAAUGCUCCUUUUGGCCGCUCACUAGAAAAUGCUAGGUAGAGAUAGGGGGUACCUCGCACAGCAGUUCUUCGCGAUCUUUUCAGAUAUAAGACCGUUGUCACGCUCAUGACCGUAGUAAGGUCAUUAAACGGUUACAAUAU